Molecule: messenger RNA, 1107 nt
Organism: Copidosoma floridanum
Lineage: Eukaryota; Metazoa; Arthropoda; Insecta; Hymenoptera; Encyrtidae
Source: RefSeq, a predicted model, not a curated record
AUUGGAGACGCUACUCUGAAAGAUUUGGGAGAGAAGCAGUUUCUUACAGUUAAAUCUAAAGCAGUUCUUCCUUAUCACGGAUUAUGUUGGCACAACGUAUUGAAAGUGAUUCAAAAUAAUUGCGAUAAGUUGAAUGACAAUGAGCACUCGCUCUUGGCUUUAAGUUUAGCUAACUGUUUUUUAGAAGAUUCUGGCCAUGAUACCUACACGUGUCACUUGAAAGAUGAUGAAGCAGAGAGAAGAAAAUGUAUCAACGAAAUGUCGGACAGGGCCUUCAGCGCAUAUAACAAAUUUUAUAUUUAUGCAUCUCAUAUGUGCUUUUUUUUAAAUCACGAAGUCUGGCAAGCAGAAACUCAGUCUACAAUUAAACAUUUGUACGAAGCAUCAUCACUCAUGAAAGAACAAUUAUCAGAAGCUUCGCAGAUGCAAGGCGUUAUGUUAGAGAGUCAAAAAGAAGGACUUAAAAUACAAAACAAACUCUUGAACAAUGGCAAGAAAUUGGAAAAUGUUAUACAAAGUUCAACUGCAUCAGUGACAAGUAUGGUUUCAAACUUCAAAGAAUCUGUGAAAGACCAAAAAGAACUUCUUUUUCAAAUAUUUGCUUACUUGAAGACAUUUCAAAAUUGGAUUAUUAGUGAAGUCUCGUGGUUUCAGUCGAUCAUUUAUUAUACUGUCAGCUGCAUAGUAUCUGCGCUGUUUACAGCAUCAAAAAAAACCACAAAUGCACGCAUAGUUUUAUUUGUAACACUGAGCUUUAAUGUAAUCAUAGAGAGAAUCUUAGUACAGUAUUACAACAACAUUCCAGACAUAAUGAGCGAUGAUAAAAUAGAUUUAAUAUAUAGUAUUUGGUUUGUCAGAAAAAUUUGUAUAUGUGUAUGUAUAUUCAGUCUACUUUAUAAUUAUUUUUCCUACAAGGACGAGCAGAUAGAAAAUUUUAAAGCUUUAAAAAGGAUUGAGGAUCGUUUGGACUCCUUGCAUAAUGUUUCACUUGUUACUGAAACUCCCGCAAUCAGAUACUCUAAAAGAAUAGCUUUGAAACGGUUGAAAAAUAGUUUAGAAGUAUCAACGGAAUCCACGGAAAAUUCGUUGGAACCUAAGUCUAAAUAA